CGCGAAGCUUUCUGAACCGACGCGUGACGACGCGGGUUGGAUUUCACGUCGAGUCGUAAAGUUUUUUUUAUUAUUAGAGACUGAUUUUUAUUUUUGGCUGGAAUGGAAGCUGAUUCGACCAUGUGCGGGUAAUCCUCGAAUUUAUCAACAUGUCCAACCAGGCAGAAGGCCGGUCCGGGGUGGCCUCUGCGGGUCACGUGGGGUCGCAGAACAAGAGACCCGUCAUCCUGAUCUAUCCGACAGUGGCUCCCGAGACCGUGGUGGUGCCGAUAAUUUCCUGCAUCCUGGGAUUCCCGCUUCUGGCCCUUCUGGUCAUCUGUUGUCUGCGGAGAAGAGCGAAGUUGGCACGCGAACAAGCUCGCAGGCGCAACUGUGAUAUUGAACACGGUACAUUCUCUAUUGUCAGAUUCAGCCCAAUACACUAUUUAGGGCGUUCCACAAGGGCCGUUUCCCUGAGGUCAGAAAGGGCAAUGAGUAGGGGAUUUCCCUCGCUGGAACUCGACACAGUUGUAGAAGAGCGAUCCGAUCCGGAACCGGAAGCUACCGUAAUUGAAAUGAUGACACCCGACGACGGAGAAUCGGACAGAUAGCAUAAGGUUACAGAUGUGUGCAGUGCAGACAGGUCUCCGCUUUGGACUGCGUUAACGCACGCACACACGCUGGCUAUGGAGGCCAACAGCUGACCCGAGGAUAAUGGAAGUCCCGAGGAGCCAGUCGUACCACAGAUGAUACCUUUGCCCUUCAUUAAGGGCUACUGACCUAGUGACUUCAACUAUAUCAAAUUGAGUUAUUUUGUAUCUGAAGUACACCCUCUGUCCCUAUAGUACAAAGGUUUACGUAUUCUUGUAAAUUAUAAUUGAAUGUUAUGUAGGUACUUAGAGUAGUGGUAAUUUUUAAAAUGUAAUAGCGGGUUCACACUUAGAGCACUUUGUUUACUUAAGUCAAUUGCAUUGAAAUUGUGUGUAAAACUAUACCGGAAUCGGGAAUCCGUUGCUUUUGAAUAUUUAAGCUAGAUUUUCGCUUUGUGGCUCUUGUUUUAGAGUAGGCUGUAUUUCCCAAGACUUGACCCUCAGUGCCAAUCCUAGUUUUUGUAUUUUCAAAAAUAAAGUCUAUAUUGGGAGGUUUCCCUACGAUGUUGUA
Messenger RNA from Zophobas morio, 1140 nucleotides. RefSeq lists its product as uncharacterized. The transcript is spliced from 5 exons. The record is from RefSeq and is a predicted model, not a curated record. NCBI's taxonomy places the organism in Eukaryota, Metazoa, Arthropoda, Insecta, Coleoptera, Tenebrionidae. Bases 150 to 590 code for a protein of 146 amino acids.